Molecule: messenger RNA, 1128 nt
Organism: Octodon degus (degu)
Lineage: Eukaryota; Metazoa; Chordata; Mammalia; Rodentia; Octodontidae
Product: olfactory receptor 14K1-like
Exons: 2
Coding region: 1-1128 (375 amino acids)
Biological process (GO): G protein-coupled receptor signaling pathway
Cellular component (GO): membrane
Molecular function (GO): G protein-coupled receptor activity; olfactory receptor activity; odorant binding
Source: RefSeq, a predicted model, not a curated record
AUGGAGAAGAUAAAUCUAAGCCUGAUUGUAAGGAAUAUGGUCAGGGUGUUCCAGAUUUUUGAAGAUAACUCUCUGGACCUGCUGAGAGACUGUAAGAUUAAAAGUGCCUUCCAGAGGCCAGGAGACCCCAAAGGAGGGCCAUUCAGGUUCACAAAAGAUUCAACAGGUGGCCCACAGCUUUACACUACGAGGAAUCAGACACUUCUGAGGGGAUUCUUGCUCCUGAGACUGACAGACAGCAGGGCUCUUCUGGGGCUGCAGGCUGCCCUCUUGUCUCUGGCUUACCUGGUGGCCACACUGGAGAAUCUGACCACUGUCCUCCUCACUGUUCUUGACUACCGCCUCCACACCCCCAUGUACUACUUCCUCAGGCAUUUGUCUUAUUUGGACCUCUGUCUCAUUUCUACUACAGUCCCCAAAUCAAUUGUAAACUCAGUCACCAUGAACAACUCCAUUUCUUUCAUGGGGUGCAUGUGUCAAGUCUUCUUGGUGGUCCUCUCAGCAGGGUCAGAGGUGGGAAUCCUGACUGCCAUGUCCUAUGAUCGCUAUGUUGCCAUCUGCCAACCUCUGCACUACGAGGCUGUCAUGAGCAAAAGGUGCUGUGUCCACUUGGUGGCUGUGUCCUGGCUCAGUGGACUGUUCUUUGGGAUUUUGUACUCAGCUGGAACAUUCUCCCUGGAUUUCUGUGGUUCCAAAAGGAUUAACCAGUUUUUCUGCGAUGUUCCUUCCCUACUAAAGCUCAGCUGUUCUGAGGAGCAUGCAGCUAUCAAUGGCAGUUUGGUCCUUGGCGUCUUCUAUGGAUUCUCAUGCUUGGUUUGCAUUGUGGUCUCCUACGUGUUUAUUUUCUCUACUGUGAUGAAGAUCCCAUCCAGGCAGAGCUGGUCCAAAGCCUUCUCCACCUGCACACCCCACCUCGUGGUUGUGCUCACCUUUCUGCUAACAGCUACAGUUGUUUACCUUAAGCCAGCCUCCGAUGCGUCUCCUAUUCUAGACCUGCUGUGCUCUGUGUUCUACUCUGCGGUACCCCCAACACUGAACCCCAUCAUCUAUUGUUUGAAAAACAGGGACUUUCAGUCAGCUCUAAGUAAUCUUCUAAGGAAAGCCAGGCAUGAGUUAAUGGAAACAUAA